Musca vetustissima is the source of this 1890-nucleotide messenger RNA. Its product is annotated as UDP-sugar transporter UST74c-like. The coding region runs from base 1 to 1890 and encodes 629 amino acids. Lineage: Eukaryota; Metazoa; Arthropoda; Insecta; Diptera; Muscidae. The transcript has 5 exons. The record is from RefSeq and is a predicted model, not a curated record. Gene Ontology annotation, biological process: ubiquinone biosynthetic process. Gene Ontology annotation, cellular component: mitochondrial inner membrane; mitochondrion.
AUGGAUAACCACCGGACCACGUUAGAGCUGGGCAGCAUCAAUAGCAGCAACAAUAUCGGAGGCAGUACAUCCAGCUUAAAUUCCAAAGAGGCUAGACAACAGAAGGAAGAUGUCACACUGUAUUUUAAGAAGAUUGCCAGUGCCUUAUUCUAUGGCAUGGCCUCCUUUAUGAUAACCGUGGUCAACAAAACCGUAUUGACCUCCUACAAAUUCCCAUCAUUCCUAUUUUUAAGUUUGGGGCAGCUGGCUGCCAGUAUUGUGGUACUUGGUCUGGGGAAACGUCUCAAAAUCGUAUCAUUUGCCCCUCUGCAGCGCAACACUUUCAGAAAAAUAUUUCCACUGCCGCUGAUAUUCCUGGGGAACAUGAUGUUCGGCUUGGGUGGUACUCAGGCGCUGAGCCUACCAAUGUUCGCAGCUCUACGCAGAUUUUCCAUAUUGAUGACUAUGCUCCUGGAAUUGAAGAUUUUGGGCAUACGACCAUCCACUGCGGUCCAAGUCAGUGUUUAUGGUAUGAUUGGCGGUGCCCUGUUGGCAGCCUCCGAUGAUCUGUCCUUCAAUAUGCAAGGUUACACCUACGUAAUGAUAACAAACGCCAUGACAGCGGCCAAUGGCGUUUUUGUCAAAAAGAAAUUGGAUACCUCGGAAAUAGGGAAAUACGGACUGAUGUUCUACAAUUCCCUGUUCAUGUUUCUACCCGCCAUGCUGAUAACCUAUGCAACGGGCGAUUGGGAUGCAUCCAUUGCCUUUGGCCAGUGGCAUAAUCCCUACUUUGUGAUACAGUUCCUAAUGAGCUGUUUUAUGGGCUUCAUCCUAUCCUACAGCACCAUCUUGUGUACGCAAUACAAUUCGGCCUUGACAACGACAAUAGUGGGCUGCCUCAAAAACAUAUGUGUCACAUAUUUGGGCAUGUUUAUCGGUGGCGAUUAUGUUUUCUCUUGGCUCAACUGCAUCGGUAUCAACAUCAGUGUAUUUGCUAGUCUUCUCUAUACAUACGUCACGUUCCGGCGGAAACAGUCACCCGAUAAGGAAUUACUAUUGCCCACAACAACAAAAGGUGAAGCGGUUUUCUACACCGCAUCAUUGUUGAAAAAUCUCCGGACAAAGAAUCCAAAACUCUUUCGAACAAUUACAUCAUCAUUGGCCAAUGCCGAACAAAAUGUUGAACACGACAGAGCAUCUGAACAACAAUUGGAUGAGUUUACAAAAGAAUUUUUACAGAAUCGCAUCGAAAUGAAUAAAUUUCAGAAAAUAUUUCUGGGUGCUGGUUCAUCCAUUGCAGCAUUAGUGGAUCCACGAAGGCAUGAUAUGAUUGCUAGCUUGGGCGAAACUACCGGUGAACAUGCAUUGCAACAAAUUUUGCAUACUAUGAGAGCCAGUGAUGAAGGUCAGCGCAUACUACAACAGAAGCCACGUAUCAACACUCGUACAGUUAAUCUUGAGAAAUUGCGUCAGUUACCACAAAACACAUUUGGGAGGUCAUAUGUACAGUUUUUGGAUGACAAUCAAGUAACUCCAGAUUCUCGCAUGGAGGUUCGUUUCAUGGACGAUCCCGAAUUAGCUUACAUUAUGACCAGAUAUCGUGAAUGUCACGAUUUGGUUCAUGCCAUACUUGAUAUGCCAACAAAUAUGUUGGGCGAAGUUGCUGUUAAAUGGGUGGAAGCAUUAAAUACAGGUCUACCAAUGUGUUAUGGCGGUGCUGUUUUUGGAGCUAUGCGGUUAAGACCAAAACAAAGAAAACUCUACACAUCAACAUACUUACCCUGGGCCAUUAAGAAUGGCAAAGAAGCCAAACCAUUAAUGUCAGUUUUCUGGGAGGAACGUUGGGAACAAGAUGUCGAUGAAUUGCGCAAAGAACUGCAUAUUACAACACUCGCAAAAAUCAAUAAAUGA